UGGUCAAAGAAUGGCGCCCUUAAGAGCAGCCUGUGCCAAUUGAAGCUAGGUGGUCGCCAUAUUUUCUGAAGGCACCUUCCGGGUCCCUUAACCCGGGUAUCUCUGUCCAAGCGGCCAUGAAGUGAAUAAACACUGAGGAAUUAUAUUUGUCCCUAUCAGAAUCUUCGAAUCCCUAGCAGCCAGUCCCUGCUACUUCGGUUGCCUCGGCUGCGUUCGGACGCCACGGCUGGGCGGGGCCGCCCUUCCUGUGGACAACGACAGCUGAGGCCGGGAGCGGGGAGGCGGCGGCUCCAGGGACCUGGCGGCCGCCGAUCAGGGCUGCGAGGCCCCAUGGCGCCGCCCCCAGCCCUGCUCCUGGCGCCGAGGCCCGGGGAGACCCGGCCUGGUUGCAGGAAGCCCGGGGCUGUGAGCUUCGCGGACGUGGCCGUGUACUUCUCCCCGGAGGAGUGGGGCUGUCUGCGGCCCGCGCAGAGGGCUCUGUACCGGGACGUGAUGCGGGAGACCUACGGCCACCUGGGCGCGCUCGGAUUCCCAGGCCCCAAACCAGCCCUCAUCUCUUGGAUGGAACAGGAGAGUGAGGCUUGGAGCCCCGCCGCCCAGGAUCCUGAGAAGGGGGAAAGACUGGGAGGAGCUCGGAGAGGAGAUGUCCCAAACAGGAAGGAAGAGGAACCCGAGGAAGUCCCAAGAGCCAAAGGGCCUAGAAAGGCCCCUGUGAAGGAGAGUCCUGAAGUGCUGGUGGAACGCAACCCUGACCCAGCUAUUAGCGUGGCCCCGGCACGGGCACAGCCACCCAAAAAUGCUGCCUGGGACCCGACCACAGGAGCACAGCCCCCGGCACCCAUACCCAGCGUGGAUGCUCAGGCCGGCCAGCGGCGCCACGUGUGCACGGACUGCGGCCGCCGCUUCACCUACCCCUCGCUGCUGGUCAGCCACAGGCGCAUGCACUCGGGGGAGCGGCCCUUCCCCUGCCCCGAGUGUGGGAUGCGCUUCAAGAGGAAGUUCGCAGUGGAAGCGCACCAGUGGAUCCACCGCUCCUGCUCCGGGGGGCGGCGGGGCCGGAGGCCUGGGAUCCGGGCUGUGCCUCGGGCCCCCGUCCGAGGUGACCGGGACCCGCCUGUGCUCUUCCGGCACUACCCAGACAUCUUCGAGGAGUGCGGCUGAGUGGCACCGCAGGCUGGAGUUGAGCCUGACCUUGGCACGAAGGACUGACGGAGCCCUGAGGUGGGCCACUGAGUCGGGGACUCCGGAACUGAAAUUCAUGCCCUGGGCUUUCCUCAAGGAUCCCUCAAGUUUCCAACUUGUAAAAAGAAAAGUGCCUGUAAAGAUUCGAAUAGAUUAGACUUGCCACCCCUCUCCCCAGUCUUUUGUUAAAAAAAAAAAAAAAAAAAAAAAGAA
Messenger RNA from Symphalangus syndactylus (siamang), 1395 nucleotides. RefSeq names its product zinc finger protein 688 (gene ZNF688). Gene Ontology annotation, molecular function: DNA-binding transcription factor activity, RNA polymerase II-specific; sequence-specific DNA binding. Gene Ontology annotation, cellular component: nucleus. NCBI's taxonomy places the organism in Eukaryota, Metazoa, Chordata, Mammalia, Primates, Hylobatidae. Gene Ontology annotation, biological process: regulation of transcription by RNA polymerase II. The record is from RefSeq and is a predicted model, not a curated record.